This is a messenger RNA of Etheostoma cragini (Arkansas darter), 2438 nucleotides long. RefSeq names its product mitogen-activated protein kinase kinase 4b (gene map2k4b). The record is from RefSeq and is a predicted model, not a curated record. Gene Ontology annotation, biological process: protein phosphorylation; MAPK cascade. Gene Ontology annotation, molecular function: ATP binding; JUN kinase kinase activity. Bases 141 to 1391 code for a protein of 416 amino acids. NCBI's taxonomy places the organism in Eukaryota, Metazoa, Chordata, Actinopteri, Perciformes, Percidae. The transcript has 15 exons.
CAGGGGAUCAGACGUGGUCCCGGUAAAGCGGCUGCGUUCAAGUGGCGCAGUGUCCCGUGUGGACUCGGCAGACUGGGCGAACUUUCACUCUGGUUGCAGCCUGAGCGGCGCCGCUGCCGGAAGCACUCACACACACAACAAUGGCGACUCCCGGUCCCGACAGCAGCUCCGGCAGCGUAGGAGCCACGUCGCACAGUUUCCACCAGCAGCAGAACACACAGAGCAGCAGCAUGCAAGAAACCACCACCUGCUGGAGAUGUCAGAAUGAAACAGGGUUUCAGAUAAGCCUGUCUAGAGUGUCCCAACGUAAACGUAAAGCUCUGAAGCUGAAUUUCGCCAACCCUCCAGUGAAACCAGCCUCCAGGCUCCCGCUCCAUCCACCGCCUUCCUCUUUCCAGAACCCUCACAUAGAGCGUCUGCGGACGCAUGGUAUUGAGUCCUCGGGGAAGUUGAAGAUCUCUCCGGGACAGCAUUGUGAUUUCACGGCAGAGGAUCUGAGAGACCUUGGGGAGAUCGGUCGUGGAGCAUAUGGCUCCGUCAACAAGAUGGUCCACAAACCAACGGGCCAGAUCAUGGCUGUCAAGAGGAUUCGCUCCACUGUGGAUGAGAAGGAGCAGAAGCAGCUGCUGAUGGAUCUGGAUGUGGUCAUGAGGAGCAGUGACUGUCCCUACAUCGUUCAGUUCUACGGCGCUCUCUUCAGAGAGGGCGACUGCUGGAUCUGUAUGGAACUCAUGGCUACCUCAUUAGACAAAUUAUACAAAUAUGUCUAUUGUGCAUUGGAUGACGUCAUUCCAGAGGAAAUACUAGGCAAAAUAACAUUAGCGACCGUUAAAGCACUCAACCACUUAAAAGAAAACUUGAAAAUAAUUCACAGAGACAUCAAACCUUCCAACAUUCUCAUGGACCGAGCGGGGAACAUCAAGCUGUGUGACUUUGGCAUCAGCGGUCAGCUGGUGGACUCCAUCGCUAAGACCCGGGACGCCGGCUGCCGGCCUUACAUGGCGCCUGAGAGGAUUGACCCCAGUGCGUCCAGACAAGGCUACGACGUGCGCUCUGACGUCUGGAGCCUAGGAAUCACUCUGUACGAGCUGGCCACAGGAAGGUUCCCGUACCCAAAGUGGAACAGCGUGUUUGAUCAGCUGACUCAAGUGGUGAAAGGUGAACCUCCACAGCUCACCAGCUCCGAGGAACGCCAGUUCUCUCCCAUGUUCAUCAGCUGUGUCAACCUUUGCCUUACCAAGGAUGAAUCCAAACGGCCAAAGUACAAGGAGCUUCUGAAACAUCCCUUCAUUCUGAUGUAUGAAGAACAUUUUGUGGACGUUGCUAGUUACGUAUGUCGUAUUCUGGAUCAGAUGCCCGCCUCGCCCAUUUCGCCUAUGUACGUGGACUGACGGAGUUAGGUUGUGUGCGUGUGUGUGUGUGUGUGUUGUGCGAGUGUGAGGGUUAGCUAGUAUCAGCUUUUUAUUCACACGUUCCAAAGAACAAAGGUUGCCCGGUGCAAUGACAUGAAACCUCAGUCACUUGUCAAAGUGUGUGUGUGUGUGUGUGUGUGUGUGUGUGUGUGUGUGUGUGUGUGUGUGUGUGUGUGUGUGUGUGUGUGUGUGUGUGUGUGUGUGUGUGUGUGUGGGGGGGUGUGUGGGGGGGUGUGUGGGGGGGUGUGUGGGGGGGUGUGUGGGGGGGUGUGUGGGGGGGUGUGUGGGUGUGUUUCAGAUGUUCUGCUCUGUCUCUUAAACCGAGUCACACUACAUCAGGUGCACAAACCGGGCUGGUUCAAUGCUUCAUUGCCUGAUGUAAAGUUCUCCACUGAUAUAAAUGUGUGAGUGUGUGUAAAGACCAUGUGCUGUGCUGUCCCUGGCAGGCUCUGAUCUUGAUAAGAUCUUGUGGUGCACAAUGAGUCCUGCUGCUCCUCAGCAGCCUGCCACAGCACUCUGACCACAGACAGGCCAAAGGGAUAAAAUCCUGGCAAUAGUUUCCUGAUGACAACCCACAAAUGCUGCUAAAUGAUAUACUGUCCUUUUGUACCGACCACACCCCUGCCAGGAGAGGACGAGGAUCUGUCCCCCUAACAUGUUCCCCCGGGACCCGCCACGUUUCUCUGGCUCGCACUGAUGAUGGAAUGUGUCCCUUGCCAAACCAUAUACCAAACUUGGGAUGCAUCGCCAUAGUCUAACAGCCGCUCCCUCACCUGUCUUCCUUCACCAGGCGACGCUGCAACCCAGACUCCCUCCAUCACACAGAUAGCUACUUGACCAAACUGUCUGAAUGGAUGGUUGUCCUUCCACACUGGGGCGCUGUAGAGACUUGGAUUGUCAUAAAUGAAUAUAGAGGUAAAGAUGGCAAUAUUUAUAUUUUUAUGUAACACAGAAUAUUGCCAGCCUUAUCUGGUAACCUCCCAAACUAAUAAUGUAAGUAAAGUUCAUUUCAUGCAACACAGCCUA